Saprolegnia diclina VS20 is the source of this 5333-nucleotide messenger RNA. RefSeq lists its product as hypothetical. The record is from RefSeq and is a predicted model, not a curated record. The transcript has a single exon. Lineage: Eukaryota; Oomycota; Saprolegniomycetes; Saprolegniales; Saprolegniaceae. Bases 16 to 5181 code for a protein of 1721 amino acids.
AGCGUUUGAAACGCGAUGGCGCAGAGCAAGACCAAGACCGUGCUCGCCGCCUUUGCGUACCUACUUCUCACGGUAUGCCUCAGUGUGUGGUACGUGGCGCUCGUGACGCCGGCGAUGAGCAACGACUACUGGUGGCCCGGCUUCAGCGUCGGCGGCGUCCAGACGUUCCUCGGCGACUACUUCAACACGCGUGUUAUCCUCAGCACCAACGCGAGUUCGCAGCUGCCCCUCGCGCACCUCCGAGUGCCAAAGGCGUACACGUCCCCUCCGACCUUUAUCGGGAUGAGCCGCGCGCGGCCGCGGUCACUUGUACUGGCGCCGCUCCCGCUCCCGGUAGUGAUUACAGCGCUGCGGGCCAACGACCUCGGCAGCAACAUUCGCCUCUUUACGCAGUACUGCUAUGUGGACUUGCACCGGGCGUUUCCCAUGGCGCUCAACGCGCGGCGGCAAGCCAAGUGCGACGCGCAGUACACGGACAACGCCGCUGUGUACUUGGAGGCGCUUCUGCGCAACACAGACGCGAACGACCUGAACGCGAGUCCGUACAUGCUGCCGAUGAAUGCGACAAUCUUUGAGCCGCUGGCCGCGCUGCCGGGCGGGACCGAAGUUCUUACUCGGAUCUUUCACAGCGAAGAGGACGUGACUGUCGAGGACGAAGCCGCGUUGUGGCGGCGGUUUGGGCUCAGCACGUGGCAGUCGCAGGUCACCAACUACUACGAGCAGGGGCUGGUGCAAACGAUCUCGAUCCAGAACGCGCUUGGGAUGGCGCAGCGCGUGACCGUGUACACAGUCCCGAGCCAAUUCCGCGGGCUCGCGCUCUGGUCGACCGUCUACGCCUACGCAGGCUUCUGGAACGACCUCUGGACCGGUGACAGGCUUCACUUCACGCUGCUGCUGGGUGUCGACGCUGUCUCGGAUGCCAUCAAAGCCGACUGGGAGUACAACAUGGACUCGGUCGCGACCUUGACGCCGGUUUUGCGCGUGGUGCAUUUGGCACUGGGGCCGCUUGCCUCAAUGGACGUCUUUGUGCUGCCCAAGCCACGCGCGCUGCUCGCGCACCUCGCCGCCUACGAGGCGCGCCUCGAUGGGAUCAAGGACUCGGCGCUAUUUCGCGCCUUGGCCGAGACGACGACCGUCUAUCCUGUGCCGGCAAGCUGGACCGAGAGCAGCUUGAUUUACUAUUCGGGCAGCCCCAUGUGCUUCUCAGCCCCCGCGUACGCACUGCCGCAGGAGCCCAUGGGAUUCUACGACACGUGCGACGGCACCGCGCCGCUCAGCGUUGUGCUCGAGAGCCGCAGCGUCCUCUUUGCCCUCUCUCUGCUGCCGACAAUAUCGUCGGCAGCCGUCGCCGCGCUCUGUGGAUCACCGAGCACGUGCGCCCGCGUGCUCAGGCCGGCCUUUGCCGCCGCUGCACAACUACCGACCACAGGCGACGCAAGCGCCGCGUUGGAGGCGCUGAAGGCAACCAACGUCAGCGUCUAUCAGUUUGCCGCCAACGGAUCCGACCCGAUCCUACUGCAACAAGCGCUCGCUGAGGCCAGCCCGUGGGGCGUGUUCGGGCUCGUCAUGCUCUACGAGUGGCUCUAUGGCCACCGCGAGGUCUACGUCGUGUCUGGCGACGUCGGCGCCAUCACCACCAUCACGCAGCGCUAUGCAAUGGCGCAGCUCGAGGCCAACGCGCUCGAGCUGCCCCACCAAGCGUGCGUCUACAUGUGGUUCCUCACACUCUACGCGUCGGCGGUCGUUGCAUCCGUGAACGUCCUGGUGCUCACGUUUGGGUGGACGCAGCGCGCGCAAGUGGCCCCGUUCGACCUACUCCACGCCAACCGCCUCACGGGCUGCGUGUGGGUCGGCCGGCCCUUCCUUCUCGUGCGAGGGCUCACGGCGCUCGCUCUACUGAGUACAAGCAGCGUCCGCUUCGUCAACGACGGGUCCCUGCCCGGCAACGAGUCUGGCUUCCAAGAUGCACCCCGCUCGCUCCUGAACACGAUGAUCAUUGCCAGCGAGGCGACGUGGAUGACUUACGUCGUGGUCGAUUUCGGUUUGCCGUUGCUACGAACGACGGGCCGCGUCCGGUCGUACGGCCCCCUUAGCGCCUUCUUCGCUUGGCUGUGUAUGGUGUGUCUAGAGACGACUGCACCGUACGAAGCCAGCAUCGUGGUGGCCCCCGACUGCACGCAAAACCGCCUCGGGCUGCAGGUCACGUGCGCCCUUGGGAGCGUCGCGAUCGGAUCGCUUCCACGCCUUCUCGCUCUUCUCGGCAUCAACGUCGGCUGCAUUCCGCUGGCCAUGGCCGUCCAGCGCCUCUGUACCGGGUCGACGUCACGGGGGCAGCGCGAGUGGCGGCCGCACGUCCUUGUCCCCGCGGCCGCUGAGGUGUUUUUGAGCAAAGUGCACUCGGAGUUUUGGCACGACGACGUCGUCACGAGCGUCUUAUCCGGUCUCGUACCCUUUGGCCGCGGCGCGCGCCUCGACCUCAAGCUCUGGUGCGUCCUGCGCUUCGACUCGCUGUGCACGACCAGGGGCCCGAUCUUGCCGUUCGCAUCGUCGUUGCCGGUGCCGCUGCUCUCGAUGCGCCGCUUCUACGUCCGGGCUCUCGGCGGGUUUGCGUACGUGGUGUUCUCGAUCGUCGGCAGCUACACGUACAUUUACGUCUCGUCAACGGCGAUGGCCAACGACUUUUGGUGGGCGACGUUCAAUGCGACGGGCCACCAGACGUACUUGACCAACUGGUUCAACCGGCAGCUCCAAUUCACGGGGGCGCUGGACGCCGUCGAGCUGGCAGCGCCCAAGUUUAGCGACAACGCGCACAACUACAAUGCGACGUCGCCGCUCGCGUCCGCGCCGCUCGUCGUCUACGCCUCGUCGCUCCAGAAUCAAGUGAAUUCGCUCGCAGCGGUCAUUGCUGGUCUCCGCAAUAUGAACCCGUGCCUCAUCGCGUACAUCUCGACGAGCUACUGCUACGUGGACUUCAACCAAACGUACGAGCUCGGCGCGACUGCAGCUCGCCAAGAAGCCUGUAAGCAGCAUGUCGAGAACGGCGCCGUGUACCUCGAGUCUGCUUUGCGCAACAUUCUCGACUGGACGCAGUGGCAGCGCUGCUUCGGCGUGAGCCUCGAAACAGGUGUCUUCUCGUACCUUGCAUCCACGAGCCGCGGGCGAGCGUGGCUGCGAGAAGUGCGAGCAGACGACAAGUUGUCGCUGGCGAGCGAAGAGGCCUACUGGCGGCGCAUGGGCAUCACUGCGUUUGUCACCGAGUGGCAAAACUACAAGACGUUGGGCGUCAUUGAAACGAUAGCGAUCGAGAACGCACUGGGGAUGCAGUACCCGCUGACGCUCAAGCGCUCCAACGGCAGUCUCCACACGUCGGUGCAGUCGAGCUUCAAGAUGCACUGGACGCUCGCCAACGACCUUUACAGCAUCUCGAGCAAUGCAUCCCACGACGUCGGAAGCUCGCUUAUUCGGCAGAGUCCUCGGUUUCUCUAUCGCAACACGACCCCCGAGGCGCUUCUCAUCGCCAACGGUACGCUGCCGGCGCCAAUGGACCCGGGAUUUUCGCUCCUCCGCAGCCUUCUCGGCCCCUUCGGCACCAUCACAAUGCAGCGAGUGGCGCCGCCCCGCGAGCUCCUCACGUGGUACAAAGCCUCGACCGAAGCGCUCGUCGAACAUUUUGUCUCCGAUAUCGCGACGGCCACUGCCUACAGUGAAAUCGCCGCCGGCCUCCAGGGCAGUCCGGUGCCGCUGGCAUGGGUCGGUGCAGAAUACGUGGGCGGCGACGUCACGUGCCCGACAUUGCCGUCCCCCGCCACGUUCAACCUCCUCGAGUUCUUCACGGCCGCGGGCGCGUGCACGCUCGGCGUCUCCAACUCGGUCGUCGCGUCGAGCUCGAUGGUGGUGCUGGCCCUGCUGGCCGCAGACUUUCCAACGCCGACCGCCAUCUGCGCCGCCGAGACGGUCAGCGCCGCGUCGUGUCCUGACAACUACGCGGCGCGUCUCUCGUUUGUGCGCGCCGCCGUGCCAGAGACGCUCGUUGCCGCGGUGCAGCUGCCCGCGGCUCGGCUCAAGACGCAGCUGGCAAACCGAGUACAGCUCGUGCAGUUCCUUCGCGACAGCAGCACCAACCAAACGGUGCUUCUCCAAGAGAGUCUCUUGGCGUCGGCCUCGUUUGCGUUUCAUAGCUGGCUCUUCCUCUUUGAGUGGGUCGACGCCGUGCGCGAGGUCGUCUCGUUCGUCGGCGACACUGGCGAGUCGCUCACGAUUAUCUCGGGCCGCAACACGAUCUCGACGCAGCCCGUCAACAGCAUGGAAGUCCCGGUCAAUGUCUCGUACUACUGCCGGCGCCUCCUUCUCUUCAUCACAUUCAUCCUCGGCGCCGUCGCCAUGCUCGUCGUCGUCUACGUCCUCGGCGCCCGCGGGGCCAUCGAGGGGCUCAACAUGUUUUCCAUCAACCGCGUCGCCGGCCUUGUCUGGAUCGGUCGACCGCUGCUGCUGUUGCGCGGUACCACAGCGAUUUGCCUUCUUUCGACCGCCACACUCGACCUCAAUCAAGUCGCUGGCUUUUACGCCUUUGCACCGUCGACGCCAGCGUGGUACACGACCAUCAUGGCGUCCGGCGAAAUCACAUGGCUCGUCUUCAUCCUCAACGACGCCUUCUCGCUCCUCACCAAGCAGCACACGGCGCGCUACGGCAUGAAGGCCAGCCUCGUUGUCUGGGCCGGCCUCGCGAUUGGGACGUUUUGCCUUCCCGUGCGCCCGCUCGUCACGCUCGCUCGGUCCUGCGACGUCUCGGCCGUCGACUUUCAGGUCGAAUGCCGCAGCGGCGUCGUCGCGAUUGGCCGCAUGCGGCGCUUUGCAGGCAUCGUCGGUGGCACGACCGCCACCGUCGGUGUCUUGUACGUCCUCGAGCGGUAUCUGCGACCGCGCGCGUCGAUAUCGGAAGCGCACUCGCACCUGCUCUACGCAACGGCCAAGUACCACUACGCCACGGACGGCUGGAUCGUCGACGGCGUCUACUACAUUGACCGCGCUUCCGCCGUCCUCACCGGCCUCCUCUCGUUCGAGUGGCAGCGCACCAUGUACAUUCUUGACAUCAAAACGUGGCGGCAGUACGCGAUCGACGUCUCGGACGGCGGAGCGAGGCCCUUCCCGUACUUGGCGCACGCGAUUCCAAUGAAGCUCUGACCUCACGUUCUCAAGCAAGAGCUCGUGAACAUUCAGCAGUGUACGCCAUGAAAACACUGCCAGAGUCGAGCGCAGUUCCAUCGCCCCAUACAACAGCAGCGAGAAGCGCUCCAUUAAGCGAUGGCCGAAGAAACCGCGUAUCAAGUUUCUGC